AUGGUGCCCACCAUCUUGAUGAGCAUCUUUUUGCUUCAUUUUACUGCUGCUGUGGUUUCAGAACCGCGAUACAUCCUAUGGAUUUCCUCUGUGAUGCAGAGUUAUUCUACAGAAAAAGCUUGUCUCCAUCUCUUAAACCUUAAUGAAUCUGUAGCCUUGAGUGUUGUCUUAGAAUACGAUGGAUCCACUACCAUUAUUUUUGACCAGUCUGUGGAAGAGGAUGACUUCUAUGCUUGUGCAAAUUUCAGGGUCUCUCAGAAGUCCUCUGAACAGCUGGCUUUUGUGACCUUGUUGGCUAAGGGAGAUACUCUUAAAAUAUCAGAAAGGAGAGCUGUAUCAAUCACUUCAGAGGAGAAGAUAACAUUUAUUCAGUCAGAUAAACCCAUCUAUAAAUCUGGAGAGAAGGGUAAGUCAGUGUUUAUGUUUCCUUUAUACCACUGACUUGAGAAAUGUAUUCUCCAAAUUGAGAAUGUUCAAGAUCCUGAAAACAAUAGGAUUUUCCAGUGGCAAAAUGUGACUUCUUUCCAAAAUAUUACUCAACUCUCAUUCCAAUUAAUUUCAGAACCAAUGUUUGGAGAUUAUUCUAUUGUUGUGAAAAGAAAAUCAGGAGAAACAGUGACACACCAAUUCACUGUUAAGAGAUAUGUGCUGCCAAAAUUUGAAGUUAAGGUCAGUGCACCACAAACAAUAACAAUUUCAGAUGGUGAAUUCCAAGUGAGUGCAUGUGCCAUGUACACCUAUGGUCAACCUGUGCAAGGCAAGGCCCAAAUCCGGGUGUGCAAAGAAACUAUUCCUUCAAGCAACUGCAAGAAAGAUGAGAAUGAGAUAUGUGAGCAAUUUAUUGCACAGUUGAAACAUGGUUGUGUUUCUCAAAUUGUAAAUGCAAAAGUUUUCCAACUCUAUUAUACAGAAUUGCUUAAACCAUUUUACAUCACAGCAAUUGUUACAGAAUUUGGAACAGGUGUGCAGAUCACUGAAAAGACUUCUAUUUCUAUCACUCAGUUUCCUGGAACUGUGAAAUUUGAGAACAUGGACCCUUUCUAUAGAAGAGGGAUUUCUUAUUUCGGAACUCUUAAAUUUUCUGGUCCCAAUGACGUACCGAUGGUGAGCAAGUUGUUGCAACUGAAGCUUGAUGGCAAAUUUAUGGGAAAUUACACAACAGAUGAGAAUGGUGAAGCUCAGUUUUCCAUUGACACUUCAGAUAUAUUCAAUCCGGUGUUCAACCUGCAAGCCAUGUACAUUGGACCUGACAGCUGCCAUCGUUUCAGGAUAUGGGAGCCCUCAUAUUUGGAUGCAUAUUUCUCAGUCUCACGCUUUUACUCUCGAACUGGUAGCUUCCUGAAGAUUGUUCCGGAACCAAAGCUGCUUAGAUGUAAUCAACAGAAGAUUGUUACUGUGCAUUACUCCUUAGACAGUGAAUCAUAUAAGGAUGACGCAAAUGUAACCUUCUUCUAUUUGGUAAGUCUUUCUGGUGCACCUGAUGAUCCAGGAAACUUUUGUCCACUACAUCCGUCUCCUAUUUACACAGCCUGGAGAGGAAGCUUCUCGGUUCCAAUCGACAUCAGUGCUGAUCUGGCUCCUGCAGCUGUCAUGCUUGUCUACACCCUUCAGCCCAGUGGGGAGAUUGUGGCUGACAGGGUCAGAUUUCAGGUUGACAAGUGCUUUAAAAACAAGGUUAGCAUAAACUUCUCUAAGGAGCGGGGACUACCUGGCUCCAAUGCCAGACUCGAUCUUCAAGCAGCCCCUGACUCACUCUGUGCUCUCCAGGCUGUGGAUAAAAGUGUCCUUCUACUGAAAUCCAAACAGCUGUCAGCUGAAAGUGUGUAUAACCUGCUUCCAAAUACAGAACCAAAUGGUUAUUUCUACCCUGGUCUCAAUCUUGAUGAUGGCAAGGUAGACACUUGCAUUCCUCAGAAGGAUAUGUUUUACAAUGGUGUGUAUUACACACCUGUAAGCAACUAUAGAGAUGGAGAUGUCUAUGAUAUUCUUAGGGAUGUGGGUCUGAAAGUCUUUACCAAUCUCCAUUACCGGAAACCAGAAAUAUGUGCAAGGGAGGGAAAAGAAGAUCUGCUAUUCCCUAGGCCGUUAUAUUCAGGAAUUCCAGGAAGGCUAGGAGGUCCAGGAGAUCCAGAAAUAUAUGCACCAAUGCAUACAUUUCCAUCUAGAUUUGCCUGCAGAGGUGGGGGAGGGGAUCCAAUGAAACAGGUUUUUGUAGAAACAGUAAGAACAAACCUCCCAGAGACGUGGAUCUGGGACCUCAUCAGUGUGGAUUCCUCAGGUUCAGCAAAUCUUUCAUUCCUGAUUCCUGAUACUAUAACGCAAUGGAAGGCAAAUGGCUUCUGUGUGAAUGGUGAGGCUGGAUUUGGCAUUUCAUCAACAAUCACUCUGGAAGUCUCCCAAUCUUUCUUUGUUGAGAUUGCCUUGCCCUUUUCAGUUGUUCAAAAUGAACAAUUUGAUUUGAUUGUCAGUGUCUUCAGCUACCUGAAUACAUGUGUGGAGAUUUCUGUUGGGUUGGAAGCAUCUCAGGAUUAUGAAGCAAGUAUCAACACCCUGAAAAACAAUGGCAGUGAGAUUAUCCAAGCUGGAGAGAAGAAAACAUAUGUCUGGACUGUUACACCUAAGAAAUUGGGUAAAGUGAAUAUCACUGCAGUGGCUGAGUCCAAACAAAGUAGUGCUUGCCCAAAUGAAGCAACUGAGCAGCAAAAUCUAAACUGGAAAGACACCGUGGUCAAGAGCCUAUUAGUAGAGCCUGAAGGUAUUGAAAAAGAAACUACCCAGAGUUACCUUAUCUGUACAAAAGGUACCAAAACCUCUAAGCAGGUAGUUUUGGACUUGCCAAAUGACGCAGUAGAAGGAUCCACCAGAGGCUUUUUCACUGUUGUGGGAGAUAUAAUAGGACUUGCAGCUCAGAAUCUGGAGAAUUUUGUCCAAAUGCCCUAUAGAUUUGGAGAGCAGAAUAUUGCCCUAGUAGUGUCCAGUACCUAUGUCCUUGACUACCUGCAAUCUACUGAGCAACUGACAGAGGAGGUUAAAUCUCAGGCACUCUUUUUUUUAUCUAAUGGUUAUCAAAAGCAGUUGUCUUUCAGGAACUCUGAUGGUUCAUACAGUAUGUUUUGGCAGAAGGAUCAGAAAGGAAGUAUAUGGCUUAGUGCCCUUACUUUUAAGACAUUUGAGAGGAUGAAAAAAUACACAUUCAUUGAUGAAAAUGUUCAAAAACAGACCUUAAUUUGGCUUUCAAGCAAACAGAAAAGUAACGGUUGCUUUGAAAAUGAUGGCGAGCUCUUCGAUGAUGCCUGGAAGGGUGGAGAUGAAGAGGAUAUUUUACUCACUGCAUUCACUGUUGGGGCCUUCUUUGAAGCUGGGCUCAAUUUCACUUUUCCUGCUCUACGAAAUGGGCUCUUUUGCCUAGAGGAAGCAUUGGCAAGCGGUGUCACUAAUGGCUAUACUCAGGCAAUUGUAGCUUAUGUUUUUGCAUUAGCUGGAAAAGAGAAGCAAGUGGAAUCCUUGCUCCAGACUCUGGAUCAAUCUGCCACAAAAAUCAAUAAUGUUAUAUACUGGGAAGGAGAAAAUAAACCCAAGACAGAAGAAUCCCCACCCUUUAUUCCUCAUGUGCCUUCUGUUGAGCAAGAGAAGACUUGCUACGUGCUGUUGGCUGUCAUUUCCCGGGAGAUUCCUGACCUCACCUAUGCUAGUAAUAUUGUGCAGUGGGUCACCCAACAGAUGAAUUUCCAUGGAGCCUUCUCUUCCACCCAGGGCACUGCAGUCUGUUUUCUUGCUGUAACCCGCUACAUGAAGUUAACCUUCUCUAAUGAUCAAAACACUGUCACCUUUAGCAGUAAAGGAGGCAAUGAGAUUUUUCGGAUUAACAGUGAUAACCGCUUACUGGUCCAACGUUCAGAACUAACAAAAGAAUAUGGACAAUACACAGUAGAUGUGGAAGGACAAGGUUGUGCAUUUAUCCAGGCCACCCUUAGGUAUAAUGUGCUAUCACCUAAGAAGGAAUCUGGAUUUUCCCUUUCCUUAGAAGUGGUAAAGGAUAACUCUUCAGAUAUAUCCCUGACUAAGUUUGGCCUUAUGGUGACUGUCAAAUAUACUGGAGUUCGCAGUGAGUCCAAGAUGGUCCUUGUGGAUGUGAAAAUGCUGUCAGGAUUUACUCCACUCUUGUCAUCUAUUGAGAAGCUGGAAAGCCAGGGCCAACUGAUGAAGACUGAAAUCAAGAAUGACCAUGCCCUUUUCUACUUAAAAAAUGUUUUUAGAGCACCAAACACCUUCACUUUUUUUGUUGAGCAAAGCAACCUUGUGUUGAACAUUCAGCCAGCCCCAGUCUUGGUCUAUGAUUAUUAUGGAAAAGAUGACUAUGCCCUUGAUUUUUACAACAUCAAUAGUACUUCAGUUUCCUAAUGAGACAAAACAAAACACAGGAAAAGGUGGAGAACUAUUUCUUUGGAACACUCAUUCUUCUGCAUCAUACUUGGGGGAGAACCAUGAACCACUUCACCCUUCACAGUCUGAAAUCUACUAUAACUUACUGUCAGAUUUUUCUUUGCUAUCCUAUUAAAUGAUG
Molecule: messenger RNA, 4564 nt
Organism: Nycticebus coucang (slow loris)
Lineage: Eukaryota; Metazoa; Chordata; Mammalia; Primates; Lorisidae
Product: ovostatin homolog 2-like
Exons: 35
Cellular component (GO): extracellular region
Molecular function (GO): endopeptidase inhibitor activity
Source: RefSeq, a predicted model, not a curated record